This is a messenger RNA of Ostertagia ostertagi, 234 nucleotides long. The record is from the annotation of a GenBank genome assembly. Lineage: Eukaryota; Metazoa; Nematoda; Chromadorea; Rhabditida; Trichostrongylidae.
AUGGAGGAAAAUAUCGUCUUCGGUCGGUUUGAACAGAUACUUCGGUCCCGCUGGAACUUAGCAAGCCAUAGAUUGGCAGUUCUUUAUGUACAACCACCAGCAGCCUAUUGCCAGCAAUGUGCUACGCAACCGAAACUUGGCCUUAACAACAAGACAAUCGCCAAGGCCAUGCAAACUGCUCAGCGUGCAUUAGAAAGGAAAUCCGUAAUAAGAACUCAGCAGGUCUAUAAGCAG